AUGACAACACUGGCGAACAAAACUGUCGUCGUCGUAGGAGGCUCCUCCGGAAUCGGAUUCGCCGUUGCGCUUGGAGCACUCCAAUCGCAAGCGAGCGUCGUGAUCAUUGCUUCGAGCGCGCAAUCGCGCGUCGACGACGCCCUCGCGAGGCUUAGAUCGUAUAACCUGCCUGGGGAGGUCCGUGGCGAGGUUUUAGACGCCAAAGACUCGAACGCGGUCAAAGAAUUCGCUAUCUCACUCGGGACUGUUGACCAUAUCGUCUGGACCAGUGCUGAUGUCCCCAAAGCUGAGCAGGGGACUGGCACAUUUCCUUUUUCAAACGCGGACACUGUCGAGCAGGGGCAAGGAAGCUUCACUGUCAAAUUCUGGGGGCCAUUUAUUCUCUCAAAGCAUGCAAAGUUCCAUCCAGGUGGAUCGUUAACGCUCACAUCUGGGCUGGCUGGUUUCAAGCCGUUCCCUGGAGGCUCGCUUGGGAGUGGCGUUUCGACUGCUCUCGAGGGAUUGACCAGAGGUCUGGCUGUGGACCUCGCACCUGUUCGAGUGAAUCUCAUCUCCCCAGGCUUGCUCGUUGAAAAGAUCUUCGGACAACAUAAAGAUCAGGCAGUGUCUACUUUGAGCGAGAAAACUGUCUUAAAACGAGGUGGCUCUCCGAGCGAGUGCGCCGAGGCAUAUCUCUUCGUUAUGAAGUGUGGGUAUAUUACCGGCCAAAACAUUUGCGUAGAAGGAGGUUAUUUACUCACAUAG
Psilocybe cubensis is the source of this 744-nucleotide messenger RNA. RefSeq lists its product as uncharacterized. The record is from RefSeq and is a predicted model, not a curated record. Bases 1 to 744 code for a protein of 247 amino acids. NCBI's taxonomy places the organism in Eukaryota, Fungi, Basidiomycota, Agaricomycetes, Agaricales, Agrocybaceae. Gene Ontology annotation, molecular function: oxidoreductase activity. The transcript is spliced from 5 exons.